This is a messenger RNA of Rotaria socialis, 333 nucleotides long. The record is from the annotation of a GenBank genome assembly. NCBI's taxonomy places the organism in Eukaryota, Metazoa, Rotifera, Eurotatoria, Philodinida, Philodinidae.
AUGAGUGAUCUACCCGAUAAACCUAUCCUAGAAGAAACUACACUAAUAGUCGACUGCGUUUGGGAAUAUAUGAUACUCAAUCAGCGACGUUCGCAGCUAAUUUCAUCUGAUGAAUCAGAGAUAUUAAAAAAAUCUUUAAUUAUUGAACCUGAUCAACAAUUUAAAUGUGAUAUUCGUUUGACAGCGCCCGAUUCUUUUUAUAGAAUUUCAAUGGCUCAAUUUCUACGUUCAAGUACAAAUAAAGAUGAAGAUAAUUCGGCGUGGGUUCAAUGUCGGGAUUCAUCGAGUUUAAAUUUUGAUUGUUUUUCAUUAUGGCAAAAAUCAUGUUUUUAA